Microplitis mediator is the source of this 1092-nucleotide messenger RNA. RefSeq lists its product as uncharacterized. The record is from RefSeq and is a predicted model, not a curated record. Bases 283 to 984 code for a protein of 233 amino acids. The transcript is spliced from 3 exons. NCBI's taxonomy places the organism in Eukaryota, Metazoa, Arthropoda, Insecta, Hymenoptera, Braconidae.
GUGAACCAAACAUGGCCGAAACGGAACAAGAUGUAUAUGGGACUGCGGAACGUGAAUUUAAUCAGAGUUAGUCGUACGACUAGAGUGACCAGACGCACUUAAUAACAAGAUUAACAUAAAAUUUCAACCCAUUGGCGCAAAUAGACCCUAAAUAAAGGAGCGAGAAGCUAUUGAAGUAACAGAGAAACCUGAAGAUUGGGAGAUAUCAACUUCAGCUACUUAACCGCAUCCGACGGCAGAACAACCGCUGAAUCCAUCGAGUGUUGCUGAAAUAAAUUGGAGAUGAACCGAUAUCAACCAACGGAUUGGACAAGAGCUGAUGCCGCACGAGGGCAAGCUGGCCACCUCAGACGAAACCAGGCGGGCCGUUACCGUGAUUCUUCAGGCCGCGCUCCAUUACGUCGGUCUGUGGCAACCCAGACUGAUAUAUUGGAGUGGCCGUCGAACCAGGGUGACGUGGUAACCGGUCAGUCAGUUUCUAACCGACUAGGCCCAGUAGUUACCCGAAGUAAUCCAUCAACUUCAGGCUGCCCGAUUGAGACUCAGGUAAGCCCUAGAGAGGAACGACGACCACCAGCGUCCAGGAUAUCGCGUCUAGCGCCAGUUAUAUCUCGACCAGCACGAACGGGACCAAGAUCUGUUGCUGUUAAAACCUCACCGUCUGUUAUUGAGCCAACACCGCCAGCUCGAAUCCAAGCAACACCUGAUUUGGGUCCAUCGUUAACUGCUGUAGUUUUAUCGUCAACAACUACGGUUCAGGCAACGGUAACUCCCGAGCCAUCAUCAAAACCGGGAAAAUCCAAGAGUGCCAAGCGCCGGGAAAGCCGGCACAACGUACUUCGUCAGCUUGCUAACCAGCCCGAUACGGUUGAUCUAUCAAGGUUAAACAAGAUGCAAAGACACAUGAUUACGAAACAGGGCCGAAAACUUAUCGAUACGGUUCUUGGAGGCUUAGGAUUUGGGGGAAAUUGGCCCCUUCCGUAACAUCGGCCGAUCCUAGUAAUCCGGCAGACCAGCCGCCUAAAAGUCCAGCAGUGGAGGAACACCCGAGGCCGAAGAAAAUUCAGUGAUUUAAUUUAAGUAAUAAUAAAA